AUGUCACGAGCUGCGAUUCUCGCGGCCCUGUCGCUUACCAACCUAGCACUUUGCCAGAUCAUCCAGGGUGACGCUAUUACCAGCGACACGGUCGCCCCUGCAGUUGAAGAAGUUGCUACCACGGCCGCGGCGUCGGGAAUCAGCUACUUCGACUUUGAGGUGUCUCAACUUACCACGGAAGUGAUUGCCAACCUGACAAACUACAAUCUCAGUGACGUGAGCCUCUUCGAGUUUGGCGAUGAGGAUGCUGCUGUUGCCAAGAGAGCUGCCCGCUCGUGCAAGGUCUUCCCUGGUGACCGUGCCUGGCCUUCGCCUGCCACAUGGUUCUUAUUCGACUUGCUGACGGGUUUGGCUUUAAUCGACGGUGUCCCUUCCGCGGCUGUGUGUUACAAGGACUGGCCUCAGUACAACAAGGCCAAGUGCGAUGAGGUCACUGCCAAAUGGUCGAGUCCUUUCUACCAGGCAUCUGAGCCUACUGGUCUGGACUUCCCCAUCUAUGAGGGUGUGAGCUGUCUGCCUCCUAGCUUUGCUCGCUCCAACGCCACCUGCACUCAGGGUGGACAUCCUUCCUACGUCUUGAAGGCCACCAAUGUCGCUCAAAUUCAGCUCGCUGUCAACUUCGCUCGUAACCUCAACUUGCGUCUGAACGUCAAGAACAAGGGCCAUGACUUUAACGGCAAGUCCACCGGUGCCGGUGCUCUAUCCGUCUGGACCCAUCACCUUCAGGGCAUUCAGUACCUUGGCGCCAACUACAAUCACCGCGCCUCUGGCUACCGGGGUCCGGCCUUCAAGAUUGGCUCUGGUGUCACCAUGCUUGACUUUUAUGAGGCGGCUGAUAAACAAGGCCUGCAGGUUGUUGGUGGAAUCGCCCGUACUAUUGGAGUUGGAGGAGGCUACAUCGCCGGUGGCGGUAACGGACCGCUGAUUUCCGCGUACGGUACAGGCGCCGACCAGGUUCUUUCCAUGGAGGUUGUCCUCCCGAACGGCCGUUUCGUGUCUGUCGACGAGAAGAACUAUCCUGACCUCUUCUUCGCUCUUCGCGGCGGUGGCGGCAGCACCUGGGGUAUUGUGACCUCUCUUGUCGUCCGAGCCUACCCAAAGACACCUAUCACGUCUCUCAGCUAUAGCUUCAAGACCGGCAGCAACGUUUCUGUUGAGACCUUUUGGUCCGGCGUCGAUGCCGUCUUCGCCGUGUUUCCCGAGUACGCCGAUGCCGGCAUGUUCAGCCACUGGUCCCUUAUGUGUGCCGGUGCCUCAGACUGCACCUUUUCCAUGGCCCCCCAGCUGGGCAUCGACAUGAGCGCAGACAAGCUCCGCACCGUUUCGGCCCCUCUAUUCUCCAACCUCUCGGCCCUGCACGUUCCGGUCUCGAACGUCAAGUAUACUGAAUUCAACGGCGUCCGCGAUACCGUUCUCAACACUUGGAGCGCGGAGGCAGAGGCCGGCGGUGGCUGGGGCUUCCACACUGCCUCUCGUUUCUUCCCGCGUUCCAACUGGGAAAACCCCGCUAAGCUGGCUGCACAGACAAAAGCAAUCCGUCAGAGUGCCGAGGAGGCCGGCUAUGUGCUUGGAUACAACAUUAAGACGGGAGUCAACCCCUCCGUCAACCAGACCAAUGCAGUCAACCCGGCUUUCCGUGCCACGCUGGCACACGUCAUGUUGGGAGCCACUUGGGGCCAGGAGGCGACCCCUGAAGACAUUGCUGCCGCGAGCAAGAAGCUUGUUGAUCAGCUGCAGCCCUGGCGGGAGGCCAGUCCCGGUGCGGGAGCGUACUUGAAUGAGGCGGAUAUCAACGAGCCCGACUUGCAGCAGGCUUAUUACGGCAGCAACUACGACUAUUUGUACCAGCUCAAGCAGAAGUAUGACCCUUGGGGAGUCCUCUACGCCGCCACUGCUGUUGGUAGCGAGGACUGGUAUAUCACGGGCCAGAUCGAUUACUACCCGACCCAGAACGGUCGUCUCUGCCCAAAAUAG
Messenger RNA from Colletotrichum truncatum, 1974 nucleotides. Its product is annotated as FAD binding domain protein. The record is from RefSeq and is a predicted model, not a curated record. Lineage: Eukaryota; Fungi; Ascomycota; Sordariomycetes; Glomerellales; Glomerellaceae. Gene Ontology annotation, molecular function: FAD binding; oxidoreductase activity.